Messenger RNA from Penicillium roqueforti, 1176 nucleotides. RefSeq lists its product as uncharacterized. The transcript has 4 exons. NCBI's taxonomy places the organism in Eukaryota, Fungi, Ascomycota, Eurotiomycetes, Eurotiales, Aspergillaceae. The record is from RefSeq and is a predicted model, not a curated record. The coding region runs from base 1 to 1176 and encodes 391 amino acids.
AUGAGCGACGUUGCAGAUCUAUCCUCUGCGACCGACAGUGACACUUCCGGGGUGUCUUUCCAGCCUGAUAUCGAUGCGACCGAUGACUCCGAUUCUGGGCAAGCCUCAAAUUCAACCGAGCUGACAACUCCGGAACCCACCUGUCUUCCUGACAAUUGUAGCAGGCCUUCCACCCGUCCAAAACGACCCGUGCGUCGUCCAGCGGACGCUGGUGUUCUGCCCGAUUUCAGCGAUGACCCUGAUGACGACACGGACGAGGACAUUGCAAACGUACCACUUGAUUAUGGGCGCUCAGAACAAACCAAGGUUCGGGGUCGACGAAUAGAAAAGCGCUGGGACAAGUACUGCCGAGUGAAGGCUGCUCAGGCUGGUGCGCUGUUGAAAUGGGAUGACCCAGUGGAGGCACUGCGCGAGGUUACUCCUAAUGACGUGCAUCGUUUUUUCAACUACUGCAUGAAGCUGAAGUAUGGCGAAGGCGGUCGUCAUCUGAAGGGAACAUCGAAAGCGAGCGCCCUGAAAGCUGAUUGGAAAGGAUUUCGGGGUUACUAUCGGAGAAUUACACGGACCAGGAUAACUGCCGAAGAUAGCGAAGAGAUCAAUGCGGGCAUUCGGAAACUCGUCGAUAAAUUCGACCUCGAUACACAAGAACGGGGCAAGGAGCCGGUGUACGUCCAAGACUUGACUGAAUUGAACGAGACGAUUCUCCGAACUCAGGAAAGACGAUUUCAUUUUGGAUACGAGCGAAUCCAGCUCUGUCUCUUCAACAUGCUCGGUAUUUAUACCGUGAACCGUCUGCAUGCUCUUCUUUCGCUACAGUUCCACCAUCUACGUUUCUCCGUACAAGAUAAUCCGGACGGGGGCCCUCCCGUACUUUUGGUGGAGAUCAAAUCGGAGCAUACAAAGCGAUUUCUCGGAACUUCCCAAAUUAACAAUUUUCCUUUCCCUGAAAUCAUCAACGAUCCGUCGCUUGUCUUCAGCCCUCAUACAUUCAUAUUCGGUAUACUUCUUUGGCUCCAAGCCUUCGAAGUCCCUACGCUUUCCUCCAUGGAGCGCCUUCGAAAGCUGUUCGUCCAAGGUGGCCGACAACAGAUGGAACUACCAUUGAAGCGCGAAGUCGAAGGCUAUUAUGUCUUCUGCAAGACAGACGUAAUCAAUGGACGUCCAGUUCUUCAAUAG